Molecule: messenger RNA, 1581 nt
Organism: Phaeoacremonium minimum UCRPA7
Lineage: Eukaryota; Fungi; Ascomycota; Sordariomycetes; Togniniales; Togniniaceae
Product: putative monosaccharide transporter protein
Exons: 2
Coding region: 1-1581 (526 amino acids)
Biological process (GO): transmembrane transport; carbohydrate transport
Cellular component (GO): membrane
Molecular function (GO): carbohydrate:proton symporter activity
Source: RefSeq, a predicted model, not a curated record
AUGACGGGUAAAGGAGUACAACACGCUACGGCGGACGUCAACCGGACGGAGGCCCCCAUCACGCUCAAGGCAUACCUCAUGUGUGCCUUUGCUGCGUUUGGUGGUAUCUUCUUCGGCUACGACUCUGGUUAUAUCUCAGGAGUCAACGGCAUGACUUAUGUCAUCCACAUGAUCGAUGGCCCCGACGCAGACGUUAUGAGCUCUUGGAAGAAGUCUCUUAUUACCUGUAUUCUGUCUGCUGGUACCUGUAUUGGUGCUGUCAUGUCCUCUGAUUUCGCUGAUUGGAUCGGUCGUCGUACAACCGUCGUUCUUGGCUGCUUCAUCUUCAUCAUCGGUGUCAUUCUCCAAACCGCUUCCCACGGCCUCGGCCUCCUCGUUGCUGGCCGUCUCGUCGCUGGUUUCGGUGUAGGCUUUGUCUCCGCCACCAUCAUUCUGUACAUGUCUGAGAUUGCACCAAAGAAGGUCCGUGGAGCCAUCGUCAGUGGUUACCAAUUCUGUGUGACUAUCGGUCUCAUGUUGGCCUCUUGCGUCGACUAUGCUACCCAGAACCGCACCGAUACCGGCUCGUACCGUAUUCCCAUUGCCAUCCAGUUCUUGUGGGCUCUCAUCCUCGGUGGUGGUCUUCUCUUCCUCCCUGAGACCCCCCGAUUCUUCGUCCGCAAGGGACAACUCGACAAGGCUGCCCACGUUCUUGGUCGCCUCAGAGGCCAGCCUAUUGAGUCUGACUACAUCCAGAAUGAGCUUGCUGAGAUCGUUGCCAACCACGAGUAUGAGAUGAACAUCAUCCCUCAAUCUGGCUACUUCAACAGCUGGGCGAACUGCUUCCGUGGCUCUCUCAAGCAUCCCAACAGCAACCUUCGACGAACAAUCCUUGGUACCUCUCUUCAGAUGAUGCAGCAGUGGACUGGUGUGAACUUCGUCUUUUACUUCGGUACCACCUUCUUCCAGCAGCUGGGCACCAUUCAGAACGCCUUCCUGAUCUCCAUGAUCACCACCAUCGUUAACGUCGUCUCCACUCCCAUUUCCUUCUGGACUGUCGAGAGGCUUGGCCGUCGUACCCUGCUCAUCUACGGUGCCGCAGGUAUGGUUGUCUGCCAGUUCAUUGUUGCCAUCAUUGGUGUCUGCACCGACAGCAACGCCGCUGUCUCCGCCAUGAUUGCCUUUAUCUGCAUCUACAUCUUCUUCUUCGCCUCCACCUGGGGUCCUGGUGCCUGGGUCCUGAUCGGCGAGAUCUUCCCUCUUCAGAUCCGAUCCCGUGGUGUCGGCCUCUCCACCGCCUCCAACUGGCUCUGGAACCUGAUCAUCGCCAUCAUUACCCCCUACAUGGUCGACGAGGACCAGGGUAACAUGGGUCCCAGGGUCUUCUUCCUCUGGGGAAGCUUGUGCGCCUGCUGCUUCGUCUACUCCCUGUUCCUCGUCUACGAGACAAAAGGGCUUUCCCUUGAACAGGUCGAUAUGAUGAUGGAGGAAUCGACGCCAUGGACUUCCGCAAAGUGGGUGCCUCACGAGACAUUCGCUUCCAAGAUGGGCAUGGCCGAGGAGAAGAAGAAUAUUGAGCACGCUGAGCACGAGGAUGUGUAA